Molecule: messenger RNA, 12898 nt
Organism: Styela clava
Lineage: Eukaryota; Metazoa; Chordata; Ascidiacea; Stolidobranchia; Styelidae
Biological process (GO): cell-cell adhesion; cell communication; cell migration
Cellular component (GO): postsynapse; focal adhesion; sarcolemma
Molecular function (GO): integrin binding; calcium:sodium antiporter activity
Source: RefSeq, a predicted model, not a curated record
AGUUUCUUAGAUAUUUUUUUAUCAUCAUGAUUGUUUGUCGUUUGUUGUUUUUUAUUCAUUUUUUAUUCAUCAUACUAUCAACAACAAUAUAUCAAACUGAAGCUCAAGAUACUGAAGAUAAAGAUAUUUGUAGAGCUGCUUCAGGAUGGGCGUACUCUGCCUCAUCCUCUUCAUCAGGAGCAGCUGCGGCAGCAGGUGGAGGCGGGGGAGGGGCGUCGUCAGCAUCUGCAAUUUGUAUUCAAGCUAAAGUCCCCUCCGAUUGUAUAAGAGCACACCCAGGAUGCUCAUGGUGUGCACAGGCUGAUUUUUCUGGACAAAGAUGCAAUGUAGAAGGCAUACUCCAAUCACAGGAAUGUAGUAAAAUAUUUAGCAUAAAGUCAGAAUACACAAUGGAAGUAUCAAGCUCUUCGAGUUCAUCCCAAAGAUUCAGCACAAGAACUGGAGAAGCAAGAAUCAGAGUUGGUGACACAGUAUCAAUCCCAUUUUUAAUAUCAGAACCAAAAAUAUAUCCUGUUGAUUUUUACUACCUUAUGGACGUCUCACGUAGUAUGUUGGACGAUUUACGAAACAUCCAAUCUCUCGGAACAAAACUUGUCAAAAAAUUGAGGCAACUGACACAGGGAGGUGAAGAUUCAGUUCGACUUGGAUUUGGAAAAUUUGUUGACAAAGUACAAUCACCAAUGACACAGAUGACUCCUUACAAGUUGAUCCAUCCAUAUGAAAUAAACACAGAUGCUCCGUUUCUAUUCAAAAAUGUUGUCAGACUAACAUCCAAUAUUCCAAAGUUUGAGGAAACUCUGAAAAAAGAAAAUGUAUCUGGAAAUUUGGAUCCACCAGAGGGUGCAUUGGACGCUAUGCUUCAAGUCGUGGAAUGCAAGGACGUGAUUGGCUGGAGAGAAAACACAUUACGUCUUCUUAUGGUUGCGACCGAAUCAGCUUUUCAUUAUGCAGAUGAUGGAGCAGGAUAUUUGUCUGGAAUUGUCAAAGCGAAUGAUGGAAAAUGUUACACGGAUAAAGCCACUGGAAAAUACACAAAAGCAGAAGAACAAGAUUACCCAUCAAUAAGUCAAGUUGUCAGAGCUGUUGAAAAGAAUUCAAUUACACCAAUAUUUGCUGUCAAGAGUUUGUACUCCAAACUUUAUCAGUCAAUAUCAGAUGAUUACUUCAAAGGAUCAACUGCUGGAGAACUUUCGGAUAAAUCUGAAAAUUUGUUACAACUUGUGGAGGAAGCUUACAACAAAAUUGCCGGGAAGCAAGAACUUGUUACCAAUAAUCCGAACGAUACAGUGUUGUGUCCUUGGUAUACAUGGUCAGUCGCUGGUAAUGCACCUGCUACUCUGUCAGUUGAUGGUGCCAUUGUCGACGGACUGGAAUCUGGUACCAGCGUGAAUUACAGCCUUUUCCUUUCUGCAAAUCGUGGUUCAUGUUUGGAAGGAGGGGAAUGUGGUGUUGGUAACGUCGUCAUAAAAACUCGACGUUAUGAUGACAGGAUGACUGUGGCUACUACCGUACUUGGAGCAUUUGAUUGCGAAAAGAAUGUGGAAAAAAACAGUUCAACAUGUUUCAAUCAGGGAAAUUAUUUCUGUGGAAUUUGCGUUUGUGCAACUGGGUGGACAGGGCCUCGCUGUAAUGUACCUGAUGUGGUUGCGGCAGUUUGUCCAAAAACUGGAGCUAAAGAUUGCUCUGGUCGCGGGACUUAUGUCAAUGGCAGAUGUCAAUGUGAUCCAGCCCACCGACAUAAAAAAGGCAGAAUUUUUGGGCCAUGUUGUGAAUGUGACGAAUGUCCAAAACGUGCUGGACGCGUCUGUUCUAACCAUGGAGAACCAACAAUCAAAGACUGUUCCUGCUCAUGCGAAUGUCAUCCAGGGUGGAUGGGCCCAGAUUGCAGUUGCCAGAUGUCAGAUUUAACAUGCAAAGGUCAGGAUGGUUUGACUUGCUCAGGACGAGGAGAAUGUUAUUGUGGCCGUUGCGUUUGCGAUGAAACUUUGGGAUAUGGCGGACCAACUUGCAAUUCUUGCUUAGUGAAUUGUCCAACCUGUGCCAAGUUUCAAGAUUGUGUUCAAUGUGUUAUGUACGGCACUGGUCCUAAGAACAACACAUGCAGAAACGAUUGCACCGAAAAAGAAUUCACAAUUCAAGUUGUUGAUACUGAAAGUAUUGACACAGAUUCUGCCAAAGAAUCAGGUCAUGAAAUGUGUGCUGCGUUGGAUGAAUCAAACAAUUGUAAAUUCUAUUUUAAAUACAAGAAACUUGCUGACGGAAACAUAGAAAUUUUUGCCGAAAAGGAACAACGGUGCAAGCCAGUAUACUCUCUCAUCAUCGUCUUAUGGUGCAUUCUGCUCGUACUUCUGAUUGGAUUGAUUCUGCUUUGUUGUUGGCGAUGCUGUGUUUAUGUGAUUGAUAAAGAAGAAGAAAAGAACUAUCGACUCAGUAAUUUGGCUCCUUAUACAAUCCCUCUCUUACCAGCUAUGGGUGCAGGAAGUGUUAUUGAAUUUAUCAAAGCAAAAUAUCUGAUUCGUAAGAGUGCAAAAGUCGCAGUUAUACCAGUCAGAAGAAACUUCUUUGCUGGAAAAUCAAGCAUCAAAUGGAAGACAUAUGCUGGCUCAGCAGGUGACGAUGACUUUGAAGUUAUAAAUGAUGGCGAAGAAGGUACUUUGGCAAGAAAACGUCGUUUUGAUACGAAAGGAGCUCCAAUCAAUGAACAAGUUGAUAAACGUCACAUUGAAGAAGUCGAAAGGGUGCCAUGCGGUGACGAAAUUGUUGAAAUGGAACCUUUGGUAAAACGAGGAGGCAACGGAGCUGCAAUGUCAGCCAAUGAUGGAUCAGGCAGAGGCGGAAGAGUUGAAACUAUUGAUGAGACUGAAGCAUUCUGGAGCAGUUAUGACUGGGGAAAUGGAGAAUUGACAUUUUCUGACGAAGACGAAUUUGCCAGUAUCGAAAUCCCAUUGGUUCAUAACUUCCCAGGCAGAGAAAUCAUGUUCUGGGUUGAACUUUAUCAACAAGAAAAAGGUGUUGCACUUGGAUUGAAAAGAACUAAAGUCAUUGUUAUUAAAGAUGAAGAUGCGGGUGUGAUUGGAUUCCCGAAACCAAGUUACGUCUUCAAAGAGAACGAUGAGAGAGCAGUUGUACCUGUUCAUAGAACAAUUGGAAUGGAUGGAAAAGUAUCUGUACGUUGGUUUACAAGAGAUAUCACUGCUAUUGACAAACAACAUUACCAUGCUGGAAAUGGAACCUUGACUUUUGAAGAUGGAGAGGUUACAAAACACAUCGAUAUAGAUCUCAUCCCUGACGUUAUUUAUGACGAUGUUGAGAAAGCCUUCAACAUAGAACUUGAAGAUCCCAAAGGUGGAGCAUCUCUCGAUAUAUCACAUUGUAUGGUGACUGUCUUGUGCAAUGAAGAAUGUGCAGUACUACAGUUUGCAAAGACGGCAUAUCCAUUUAUGGAAAAUUGUGGAGUUGCUGAAAUACCGGUUGUAAGAACCAGAAGCACAAAAGGAGUUUGUACUGUCAAAUGGAGAACAGAAGAUGUUACUGCUUAUGCUGGAAAAGAUUACGUCAGAUCUGAGGGAGUACUUACUUUCCCCAACGCAGUCACUGAAGCUCAUAUUCAGGUUCCUAUCAUUGAUAAUGAUGAAUACGAUGAAACUGGACGUUCGUUUGUCAUUAAAUUGUACGAUCCAAGCGAAAGCACAAAACUUGCUCAAUCUAUUGCUACCAUCUCUAUUAUUGAGGAUGACGAACCUGGAAUGUUUGAAUUUGCAAAGACAAGUAUAGUGUUGAGAAAAACAGGCCCAGAUCCUCUGGUUGGUCAUUUGCCUGUGGUCAGAUCACUUGGCACAGAUGGACAUAUAACAAUACCUUGGAUCAUACAGGCACAUGAUAAUGAAGAACUGCCAUCAGAUGUGUCUGCUAUGAGUGGAUCAGUUGAAUUCACUCAUAGUGAAAUUACCCACCCACUCGACUUAUACUUCCCUGACGUACCUCGGGAAAAAAUGUUCUCGUUUGACAUUAUAUUGAUGCAACCAACAGGAGGUGGAAAAUUAGGAGCCAAGAGUCGAGCGACUGUUACAGUAUUUGGAGAUGAAGAUGAAGGAACAGUGUACUUUGCACAACCUCGUUUCGAUGCAAUGGCAGCAUCAGGAAUGGCAACAUUACUUGUAUCUCGCAAAGGAAAUAUCGAAAAUGCAGCAUUUGUUAUGAACGAAACAAAUGAUAUUUCUGCUGUCAGUGGAACUCAUUACAGAGGCGGCAUCAGUAGCAUUGUAUUUGAAGCUAACGAAGCUGCCAAAGAAGUUGGAAUACCUAUUUACAAUGAUCCUACUAACUCUGGCCGACCUUUGACUUUCGGUGUCAGUUUAAAAUCACCACCAGGGGGACCGAAAAUUGGAGAUUGUGGUUUCGCUGAAGUUGUAAUUACUUGCACCGAACUUGCACCAAUCACUCCUGUUAAAGCAGCUGCCCCGACUGGAAGUUGUACUGUUGAAUUGUUGAAAUCAAAAUAUUUGAUCAGGAGAAGUGCUAAGACUGCCCACAUCCCAGUACACAAGUCAUCUGCAGAAGGAACAGCCAUUGUUGAAUGGACUUGCAUCCCAGCUAUGUCCGCAAGUUCUUUAGAAGCAACUCAACUAAGUCCUAUGGGCAAAAUUAAAAUUCCUGACGGAAGUGAUCGUUCAGAUAUUGUAUUGGAUGUUAGCAAUCUUGAAACAGAUCAGCCGCAGAUAUCUCUCUGUAUCAUUCUACUGAAUGUAUGGUGGAGUGGGGAAGAAGACAUCACUGAUGAUCUUGAACUUGGCAAGGAGAAGGCUGAAGUUAUUGUACUCAAUGAUAUCGAUCCGGGAACUCUUGGCUUCUCAAAGGGAACUUACUCAUUUAAAUCGAAUGAUGGUCAAGUAUCACUUCCGGUACACAGACUAGGUGGUAUGGAUGGUGACGUGGCUGUUGAAUGGUUCACAAGAGACGACACUGCUAGGGUUAACGAGGAUUAUCGUGGUGAUAGAGGAGUGAUUGAAUUUGGAAAUAAUGAGAUUGUUAAGAACGUACCUAUUCAACUUCUGCCUGGACAUUUUGCUGAAGAUGAAAGAGAAAAACAAUUCACCGUAGAACUUGGACAAGCAAGUGGAGGAGCAAAGACUGGAACAAGAAUGGCAACAAUUAAGAUUCUUGGUGGUGAAGAUCAAAGUUUUGUGCAAUUCAGCAAAGAAUCAUAUCCAGUCAUUGGAACAUCAACCAGCAUCAAAAUUCCGGUUCUCAGAACUGGCGACAGUCAGAAUGAAGCAAGCGUUGAAUGGUAUACUGAGGAUGGCACAGCAAGACAAGGAAUUGAUUACAAAUUAUGCAGGGACAUUCUUAUUUUCCCUGCUAAUUCAACUCGUGCUGAAGUAGAAAUUCCAUUGAGUGGACAAACCACAGAACCCAGAACAUUCAAUGUUUACUUGGCAAGUCUUGGAAUGGAUUCAAAUGUUUUGUUGGGCAAAAACAAAAUGGCUACCAUAGCAAUCAUUAGCAGUCGUGAACCUGGAACUUUCGAGUUCAACAAACAAUCAUACAUAUUUAAAACAACUGGACAAUCUGGACUUGUUCCUGUUGUAAGAUCGAAUGGUACUGAUGGUGAAGUUACCCUGCCUUGGAAAAUUGAAUCUGCAGCUGGAGAAGAACAAUCACCUUUUGCAGGUGCCGAAGGAUUCCUUAAUUUCGACAACGGCCAGAUUAGUGCGAGCGUUGAAAUAGAAUUGCGAGGUGUUCCGUCUACUUCUUUUGUACUCGUCCUAUGUCCUCCUGUGGAAGGCGGUAAACUUGGAGCAACAUCCCAAGCUAUGGUUCAGAUUCUUGGGGAAAAAGAGGAGCCUAUAAUAGAGAUGGCAUCGCCAACACUAGGAAUCAUGUCAAAUGAAGUUGUCAAGGCUACUGUUGUUAGACAUGGAAAUCCAGAAGAAAUGGCCUGUGUUGGAUGGAAAACUGAAGAUGGAACAGCUGUCAAUGGAAAACAUUUUAUUGGUGGAUCAGGCAAUGUUGUCCUUGAUCCUGGUGUAAUGAGCAAAGAUAUUGUCGUACCAAUCAUCUGUCCACCGACUGAUGAUCCAGCAUCUUUCUACAUUCGUCUCACUGACGUCAUGGGCAUGGGAAAACUAGGAGAAACGAAAAGCACAGAAGUAACUAUGGAACCGAUGCAAAGCAAAUAUAUGGAUGUUCUACAGCAGUCUGCUGCUGCACCAGAAACUUAUGUUGAAUUCUUGAGAAAGAGACACCACUUCCAACAAUCUCUCGGUACAGCCCUCGUACCAGUCCAUCGUUCCGACACACGAGGAGUGCUAGCUAUCAGAUGGGAAACUGAAAAUAUAUCAAGACAAGUUGCUAAAAAAGGAUUGAGUCCCUCAAGGGGAGCUUUUGAGAGUUCUUCGUCUUCUGAAGAUGAAGAUGCUGGACAACGAAGAACUCAAGAAAGAGAAGAUGACAUUGAUUGGGGAGCAGGCAUUAUUACGUUUGAAGAUGGAGACCGUGAAACUGCGAUUGAAUUGAUUCUGUAUAGAGAUUUACAAAAUAAAGAUUCAAAUUUUAAGAUUUCUCUGAUCGAUCCUUGGGAUAAAGUAAACUUUGGAGUUAGAGAAACAAUUGUUACAGUGUUGAAAGAUAGAGAUGCUGGAUCUCUUGGAUUUGCCAAACCAAUGUAUGAGUUUAGUUGCAGUGAUCGUCAAUUAGUUGUUCCAGUUCAUAGAAGUUCCGGUGCUGAUGGAACAGUGUCUGUUCCUUGGUUUACAAGAGAUGGAAGUGCUGUUGGUGGAACUCACUACCUUCCGGAUGAUGGCAACCUGGUGUUCAGAGAUGGUGAAGUCGUUCAGAAGAUUGUUGUACCAAUGCCUAUGAGAACUCCUAUAUUUGGUGAAGACGAAGUCGCUUUCGAUGUUGUUCUCGGAGAACCUACAGGUGGUGCGACUUUAGACGACCAUGAAACGAAAGUUGUUCUCAAGAACGAUAUUGUGCCCAGUUCUAUUGGAUUCCUCAAUCCCACUCAUGAGUGCCCACAGUCUGAUGGCACAGUUAGUGUGACGGUCAUACGCAGCGAAGGAACCAUGGGAAAAGUUACCGUGCCAUGGAGAGUCGUAAGUGCUCCUGGAAAACCUAGAUCAAGAUAUGAAGGGACAAAUGAUACAGUUACUUUCAAGGAUAACGAAGAUCAAAAGAGCAUUGAGCUUCCACUGCCCAAAGGAUUAUUACCAGCAGAACAAGAUUUCUUUGUCUUAGUACUUGAUGAACCGAAGUCUGGUCGAGCUCAAAUUACAGAAGUGGAUCGAUGCUAUGUUACCAUCGAUAAUGAUAUAACUAUGGGAACAUUCAGUCUGUCAUCAGAAUCCUACUCAUUCAGUCAAAGUGAAGGAAGAGGUUGUGUGACUGUUAUUCGUAAUGAUGGCACCGAAGGUGAAGCAUCUUUGUCUUGGAAGCUCAAAUCCAACUCAUCAGCUCCAACCAUUCUCCAUAACAAGAGAGGAGUUGUUGAAUUUAAUCCUGGACAAAAUACAGCUAAGAUUGAAAUUCCGCUGCCUAAGGAUUCAGAACAUGACCAGGAGAGUUACAUUCUUUCCUUGUCUCCACCUGGUGGUCGUGGAAAACUUGGUGAACCAAAACAAGCUGAAGUUCUUCUUGUCAAUGAUGUAGAAAGUUCUAUAGGAUUCCCCCAACCAUUGUUUGAAACUCAGGGAGAUGUCGACACAUUUAUGUUACCAGUUGUUCGUGAGGGUCCAAAAGGAAGGCCUGUGACUGUUCAGUAUGAAUUUAGAGAUGGAACAGCGAAAGAUCUCCAACACUACAUUGGAGAGAAGGGAAGCAUCGACUUCGAUGCAGGAGAAGACGCAAAGAAUAUUCUGAUCCCUAUUCUUAAUGAUCCUGAUGGUGAUCGAGUCGUGUUUGAGGUUGAACUUCAUUCAAUAGAAGGUCCUGGAAAAUUAAGUGGAAACGCGAAUGCAACGAUUGCAAUUGACAACUUGGCAGGUCCUGGCAUAUUCAUCAUGGCGGCAUCUGAAAUGGAUGUGAACCAGAGCUCAGGAACAGCAUGUAUUACAAUCCUACGUACACAUGGUAGGAAAGGAAUAGUAGAGGUACCAUGGUUUUUAGAACAAGUACAAACAGCUAAAGGAACAAGAAAGCCAAGCAAUUAUGACACACUAGAAGGAAAACUUACAUUCAAUGAUGGAGAAGGGCAGAAGAUUCUAGAAAUUCCGUUAGAGACAACUCCACAAGAUAGUGAUGUUACUAAGUUUGACGCUGUUCUUCUAACUCCAACUAAUGGUUCUGGAGCUACGCUGGGUGACGUAACAAGCACAACUGUUACUGUAAAUAACGAUUUGGAUGGAGGAACUCUGGAAAUGGCCGCUGAAAAAGUUGAAGUUAGUGGCACGGAUAAAGAGGUUGUUGUUCCUGUUGUAAGAACUGGAGCAAUUGAUAAUAAAUGCUAUGUAUCAUGGGAGGCCGAAGAUAUGUCUGCUGUUCGAGGAAAACAUUACAAGGGUGGAAGAGGAAAUGUCAGCUUUGAACCUGGAGAAAAAAGCAAAAAGAUUACGAUCCCCAUUGUCAAUGAUCCAACUGGGGAGGAUACGUCAUUCAAUGUUUGCCUCGGAGAAACCAAAGGAGGGGCUAAGCUGGGUGAAAAAACAAAGACAGAAGUCGUUAUGCAUCACAUCAGAGAAAACGGAGAAAUUUGCUUCGACGAAACGAUAACUCAUGUGAGACAAACUGAAAAGAAGAUUGUUUUGACAUUGAUUAGAAAAACAGGAAGUGUUGGAAGAGUAGUUGUACCAUGGUCCGUGAAAGAUGCUCCAGAGAAUUCACCAUAUUAUGGAAUGCAAGGACAAGAGAAAUUCAACGAUGGAGAAACUGAAUCUCAUAUUGAAAUAAAUCCACCUGCUGGUCCACAAGAAAAUGAUCAAGAAACAUUCAAGGUUGUACUUGGACAGCCAAUUGGAGGAGCAUUCCUUACAGGAGAAUGUGAAUGUUCUGUCAGCGUGGAAAACGACGUUCCAUACAGUUACAUUAGUUUUGCUGAUGAGUUAUGUGAAGUACAACAAUCACAAGAACACAUUGAAUUACCACUUAUCAGAUCAAAGAGAACCGAAGGUCGUGUACGAGUGCCUUGGACUACAAAGACUGAUACUGAUGCUUCCUAUUAUGCUGAUUUGAACGGUGUUGAAGUGUUUGAAAAUGGAGAGAAAAAGUCUCACAUUGAGGUUCAAUUAUCUAAAGUGCCAUCGGAGACAGACACUGAUACUUUCCAGAUUGUUUUGAACGAGCCGAGAUCACCGGAUGCAAAACUUGGAGAUAUUCAGUGCUGUACUAUUGUCAUUCACAAUGAUAUUGAACUACCGUUGGUAACAUUCGGCGACCAGGAACACAAGGCAUCACAGAGUGAAAGUAGAACUUACAUUACAAUUAAACGUAUCAGGCACCCAACAGGAAGAGUCAUCGUACCUUGGAAACUGGUUCCUGAUGACCCUGAAUCACCAUAUGCUGGUAUCGUUGGUGAAACUGUUUUAGAAGAUGGGGAAACAGAAGGAGUUGCAGAAAUUCAUCUUCCGCAAGUUCCACUUGAUAAACCUGAAGAUAAUGUUGUCGUUUUGCUAGAAGAUCCAAUUGGGGCAAAACUCGCUGACAAUGCAAUUUGUAAAUUGAGUGUAAAUAAUGAUGUUGGUGUAGGAAUUGUUGAAAUGAGAUCUCCCACUCUGACGUGUUGCAGCGAUGAUGGCCGAGCAUCUGUUGUAGUUGUUCGUAAAAUGUUUCAAGAUUUCCCUGCGAAGGUCAAAUGGGUCACAGAGGAUGAAGAUGCUCACCAUGGUGUUCAUUAUGAGAAUAAUGGUGGUCAACUGGAGUUUAGACCAGGUGAAGCUGAACGUCCAAUUCCUGUUGGAUUAAUUAACGAUCCAACUGGGGAAACCAGACAUUUCAAGGUCAAACUAAUGGAUCUUCAAGGUCGUGAUAAACUUGGUGAUAUUUCGGAAUGCAGAGUCAGAAUUACCAAUCAAGCCACUCCCCCACCACCAGUACGAGACUUCCAAGCCAAUUUAGUUGGCCCGCAAACAGUACUAGCAAAAUGGUCUCCUUUACCAGAAGGCACACCAUUGGAAGGCUACAAGGUUACUUAUUGGAGUGGACCAGGAACAUCUAAGACUGUUAAAGUUGGUCAGAAGGAAACCGAAGUGACACUCGACUCUCUUGAAGCAAGUACAACAUAUCAAAUACUGGUUUGUCCUUACAAUGAUGUUGGAGAUGGUCAAACUUCAGAUAAGAUUAUCGUGGAUACAGAACCCGAAAUGAGGUUGUCAUAUGAUUCACCAAUGCAAUUUAAGACCAGCAUGAACAUUGCUCGUUUCACUAUCGAAAGAAAGCAAACAAACUUCAGAUCGACUGUCGAAUGUCAACUCAUAAAGGAAACUCAGAAAAAACUCCCUCGAUCGUAUGACUCAAGUUCAGAAAGUGAUGAUGAGAGAGAUGGAGGUGCAACCCCGAUACAAACUACAGAAUUAACCUUUGAACCUGGACAGUCAAGAUUAACCGUGGAAGUUCCACUCGAACAAAAGAUGAAGAAGUCUUCCCAAGUAUAUUACAUGAAAAUCUUCCCGAAGAACAAAGACAAAGCAUUGGCAAAUAUUGAACUUCACAUUAUCAAUGAUACAGGUGUUCCUGGUCAUGUUCGAAGACCAUUCUGUGCAGCAUCAACAUCACGAGAUUGCGUGGUUACAUGGGAACCACCUAUCGGAGGUGGACCAGUCAAAGGAUACUAUGUGGUUGCAAGAAGCGAAGGAUUACGGGAUAUUGUCAAGAAUGUAUCGGAUGGAUCAACAAAAGUCCUAUUAGAAAAUUUAGAGCCAUCAACAACAUAUUCAAUAACAGUACAACCAUAUAAUGAUGUUGGGAAAGGAAAACCAUCUACUGCUUCUGAGGCAACAACCCAAGAUGAAAUGAAAGUUGAAUUCACACAAAAAUUCUACACAUUCAAGAUGAGCGAUAAAGUAGCCGUCAUACCAAUUCAACGUCAUUUUACUCAUGGAUAUGCUACAUUAAAAUGGCACACAACCUGGAGUAAAACUCAAGAGGAAGCAGAAUCUUCGAGCUCAUCUGAAGAGGAGGAACCAGAGUCUAAAGCUUGGGCAUCAGGAACACUUUCUUUUGCUGACGGACAAAAAGAAGCAAAUGUUCAAAUUCCUCUGAGACAAGCGCAGACACCUACACAGAAGAAACGAUCCUUCUUCUGGUUGUAUGUUCUUGAUCCAAAUAGAAGAAAGAGACUCGCUUCGAUGAAAUGCAGCUUGAUUGAUGAUAAAGCACGUAUCACAGCACCAAAGAAUGUUGAACUUGAAGCUUCCGGACCUGAAUCAGUUAUUGUCACUUGGAAUACAGAGAAUGUCAGUGCUCAGGAAUAUUGGGUUUCAUACAAAAGAGCAGGUUCAAGAGAUGACGCAAGUAGAAGAACAGUAAAUCCAGCUACAGGCAGAUUUGAACUGACGGAUUUGAAACCUGAAUCAACUUACGCAAUUGUGCUUACUGCAAUUGGUGAAGGAGGAAAGCAGGCAAGCACUGAAGUAAUGAGCUGUACAACACCAGGAAACUUACCUGGGCCACCCAACAGACUUGUCUUCCAAGUGUUAUCACCAUCAUCAUUGCAAUGUUCAUGGGGAGAACCAGCAAAUCCGAAUGGUACUAUCACAUCAUAUGAAGUCAUGUAUCAACUACUUGACAAAUCUAAGAAUGAACCCCCAGUUCUUGUAAGAAUUCCAGACGGACAUUACAGAUCUCUCUUAGUUGAAGAUUUGAGAGAAAAUGAACCUUAUAAAUACAGUGUUCGUGCUAAAAAUCAAUGGGGAUAUGGUGAAUUUAGACAUGCAGAUAUGAAGAUCGAACAUGUUGGUACUAGACCUCCAUCUGCUCUUUUCCUUGAUGCGAAUGACACAACUUACAUUCAACAACAAGAAGAAUUCAUUCGUCAACAACAGUCACAAAAACAACAGCAAUCGCAACAACUACAAUUACAACAAAGGCGUCAAGUUGAACAAAGAGGAGCAGCUGGUGGUGAUAUGCAAGUUCAGGUUUCAGCAACUGAAUAUGCACCAACUGAUGAAAUCACAACCACACAAAUGACAAAGACAAGAGUUACAAGAUAUCGACAUAAAGAAGGUCAAGCAGAACCAGAAGUGGAAACAAUGGAAUUUGAUGGAAGAUUAUCACAACAAGAACUCCAAAAAAUGGCAGAAGAAGGAGGCAGAUUAGAGAGAACACGGUCCCCUCUCCAGGUGCAAGUUGUUACCUACAACACCACACAAAGGAAGCAGACUGGCGGAGGAAUGCAAAGUUAUCAAGAAGUAGAUUCCGGACAGUAUAGUCAACAACAACAGCAACAACAACAAUAUCGUUAUCAAGAAAUGGAUCCAGAAUAUCGAAGCGAUUCUAGAAAAGAGGUUCAUCAAGAUGUUGAAGAGUUUACAGAUGUGCAAGAAAGCAAAGAGGGUGAUGCAGAUGUCACAACAAUUACAAAGACAUACAAAACAACAACUACAGAACGUCAGCAUGAUACCAGAUCCGGAGUUCGAAAAGUUGUGCUCAGUCCACAACCGAAAAAAUGAGGAGGAAAAUUUAAAGACUCCGACUACAAAAUUUGUAUCUAAUCAUUGUAAACCCUAUUUUAAAAUUUCAGUAAUGGUUCCAAUUGCACUUAAGCCAUGAUAUUGGUACAUAAUGUAUUCAUUGUUGAGAUGUAAUAUAUUUCAAAUUAAAUAUAAACUAUUUUGAAUGGAUAAACUUCAGUUGGAAGGUAUGAAUAAGAAUAACUUGACACUAUUCAUGAUACAAAAGUGUCAUUUUUUUAAUAAUACUAUAACGUGAGAUACCUUCUUUAAUAACUAUUGAGGGCUUUUUUAAC